AUUCCAGCCGGCGAUGUCACUGUAGCUCAUCUGAGAGAGGGCUGAACCGACCAGCCGCCCAUCUCACACUGGACAGCAGUAGCUUGCACCUGCUGCCUCACCAACUUGACAGAAGACAGUAGAAGCCAAUGUUGUCAGGUUGGAUAUGAGAUGGGUCGACUAAUAAAAUAGCCAGCGACGGAUAAGUGAGCUUUACAGGAUAAGAUGCAAAGAGGCAGUCGGAUGAAGUGAGGGACGAUUGUGAGCGGGUUCUGUAGCUACUUACUCAACAUGGGAAUCUGCUGUGGAAUUACAAGUUGAUUCACUGCUGACCAAGUGCUACCGCUGGACGGAGAGAGAGACCAGACCGCCGGGGCCGAAGGGGUCAUAGAGAGGAGUCUAUAGGAGGAAGUGGACCCAGCCCAGUCUGUUUCCACUGGGUCAUCGCAGAGGAAAACACUUCCCAUUGGACAGCUGAUCACAGACAACUUGGUGGGACAACAGUGCACUCUACUGUCGGAGUGUUUUCUGAAAAGGACGGUGCGUACAGGAGAGCGGACCUUCUUUCUCAGAACCAGGGGAAGCUCGCCUCCUCCACCCCUCAUGAGCUGAUUCUAGUGAGCUGAGACCAAAGCAAACCCACGAUCAGACUGGAUCACAGCCAAACCAGGCAGAGAAUCCACCUCAGCCCAGACCUCCGUCUUCAGUGAGCUCUGAGGAGCCAUUGAGUGGUCUGUGUGACAACAGAGAGACCUGAAGAUACUACACCGCUACACCAAUAGUCUCUCCGAGGGUGGGGUUCUCUCCCCAGCGCCAUGUACUCCCCUCAGAGUCUCCACCGGUGGGGCAUCACCCACAGUGAGAGCAUGGAGCGACUGGCCUACAGCCAGGCCCUUCGGGACCCCAUGGCCAUGGAGCGGGCCAACCUGCUGAACAUGGCCAAGCUCAGCAUCAAGGGGCUCAUCGAGUCGGCGCUGAGCUUCGGGAGAACGCUGGACUCGGACUACCCGCCGCUGCAGCAGUUCUUCGUCGUCAUGGAGCACUGCCUCAAACACGGCCUCCGAGUAAAGAAGUCCUUCCUGGGUUUCAACAAGUCUCUGUGGGGUCCACUGGAGCUGGUGGAGAAGCUGUGUCCCGAGGCAGCCGAGAUCUCCGCCUCCGUACGGGACCUCCCCGGCCUCAAGACCCCAUUAGGCAGAGCGCGCGCCUGGCUGCGCCUGGCGCUCAUGCAGAAGAGACUAGCGGACUACUUAAGACUCCUUAUUACCAGGAAAGACCUGCUGAGUGACUUCUACGAGAGCUCCGCUGUGUUGUUGGAGGAGGAGGGAGCCGUCAUCGUGGGCCUGCUCGUGGGACUGAACGUCAUCGACGCCAACCUCUGUGUGAAGGGAGAGGAUCUGGAUUCCCAGGUCGGGGUGAUAGACUUCUCCAUGUACCUGAAGAAUGACAUUGAUGACUACAGGAGCGAAGAGAGGAACAGUCAGAUAGCCUCCAUCUUGGAUCAGAAGAACUAUGUGGAGGAGUUGAACAGACAACUUAACUCCACAGUCAAUGGUCUUCAGGGCAGAGUGGACAAUCUGGAGAAGUCGAACACUAAGCUCAUAGAGGAGUUGGCGAUAGCCAAGAACAACAUCAUCAAACUACAGGAGGAAAAUCAACAGCUAAGAAGUGAAAACAGCCUAAUUUUACUAAAAGCAAAACAACAUUUAGAGCUGACGCAGGGCGAUGUGACCGUGGAAAGGGACACAUACAAACAGUCCCGCCAGGGUCUGGACGAGAUGUACAACGAAGCCCAGAGACAACUGAAGGAGGAGUGCCAGCUCAGACAGGAUGUGGAGAACGAGCUGGUGGUGCAGGUGUCCAUGAAACAGGAAAUGGAACUGGCUAUGAAACUUCUUGAGAAGGACAUCCACGAGAAACAGGAUACUCUCAUCGGGUUGAGACACCAGCUGGAUGAGGUCAAGACUAUCAAUGUAGAGAUGUACCAAAAGAUGCAGACCUCCGAUGACGGGAUGCAGCAGAAGAACGACAUGAUUCAUAGACUGGAGGAGAAGACCAAUCAGAUCUCUGCCACCAUGAAGCAGCUGGAGCAAAGAUUACAGGAGGCAGAGAGACACCGGCUGUCGGCGGAGGAGGGCGCCCGGAGGUUCAAGGCGGACUUCGCUAACAAGGCAGACAGCAUGCAGCGGCAGAUCCAACAGCGAGAACGACAACUCCAACAGCUGGAGACAGACUUAAAGAUCGAGAAGGAGUGGCGGCAGACAUUACAGAACGAUCUGGAGAGGGAGAGGGACAGCGUGUCACAGCUCAGCGCACAGGCCCUGCAGAUCGGCGGUCUGAAGCAGGAGUUUCAUCGUCUCCAUGAUGAGAACGUUCAGCUGAAGAGCAUCUGUGAAGACCAGGAACAAGCUCUGGAGGAGCUGGGCUCUAAACUGAGCGAGUCCAAGCUGAAGAUUGAAGACAUCAAAGACGCCAACAAAGCCCUUCAGGGGGGACAGGUGUGGCUGAAGGACAAGGAUGCAAGCCACUGUAAGCUGUGUGAGAAAGAAUUCUCCAUCUCCAGAAGGAAGCAUCACUGUAGAAACUGCGGGGAGAUAUUCUGCAACAGCUGCUCGGACAACGAGCUUCCACUUCCCGCCUCCCCUAAACCAGUCAGAGUCUGCGACACCUGCCACGCCCUCCUCCUGCAGCGCUGCUCCUCCAAUCCUACGUAAAGACGGGACAUCUCUUGACACUCCUCCAAUCGUAUUGAGCAUCAGGUGCCUAAGAACCCGCCCUCCAGUGUGUAUCUUCCAAUCAGAUGUCAGGUGGUCCACAUCCCUGUAAUCUCAGUCUACUGUAUGUGCUGCUAGAAAUCAACGAAGCAUGGAAAGGUUGAACCCUGUCGAUAAUAUAUAAUCAGUUAUAACAAAUGCUGUCACACCUGCGUCAUGUAUUGCUUCAUAGUUUGUAGCGUCUGUUUUCUUUAUUUUUACAAGGGCCAAAUUUUUCACUUUCAGUCACUCGGGCAAAGACAACAAAGGAUUGUGCAUCGUAGACCGAGAGAACCAAAUAACAAUCAAUUCAAGUUGAGAUAUGUUUGAAUUCAAUUCAGCUCUAUAGAAGUCAUGAUACUUAUUACUAUACGUUAUUAGAAGGCUUAUUUUCUACUGGUUUAAUCAUUGAACUCAACCAUGACGAUGGAUAAAAGUAUUGAAUGUCCACGACUGCCUAUGUCUGUUUGGUUUAUGACAAAAACACUUUCAAAUCCUGACUUUCUGCUGUCAGCAUCUAGGUUGCUGUGUAACUUGCUCAAACCUAUGAUGUGAGCCAUUGCUAGACAUUAUCUCCUCAAUACAGCUGCUGGCCCCUUUUCAAAGCGAUGACUGAUUCUACAUCAGAUGUUUAUCUUGAGUAACUACCUCCAAAGUAGUUUACAUAGUACUGUAAAUGUGCCAGAGUACAUAUGUACACAAAUAAACAGUAUAUAUUAGAACUGUUAUAGUAAAGGAUGGCAAGGUAGCACAUGGACCAGUGCCUGGGCUCAGUCACCAAUGAGAUGUCGGCUGGGAUCGCCCCAGCACCAAACAGGAGUAAGAAGCUAUACAUGGAUGGAUGAUGGAGUAUAGACUGCCUCGUUAUACAAACCUCUAUAUGAUAUGAUUAGCGUCAACUUCCCUGAGCACUGAAUAUCUGAAAAGACUGAUUUGCCUGCCCUUGUUUUCAAGUGGCAGGAAUGAGUACAGAGUAAUGAGAUGUAAACUUGAAAAACAUUUGUGUUGACUAAAAGGAGCUUUAAUCAGCAAUAGAAAUAUAUAGAGAACCUCUUACAGAAGACUCGACUAUAGAUAGAACCCCCACACUCGCGUCCCAGGAAUACAAUCCUGUUUCAGCUAGGACUACAGUCCCCCGCCACCAUCAAGGUGAUGGUUUGUGAGUGGAGGCCACUGCCGAGGAGAUGAGCUGCUUGUGGGACAUCUUCUUGGUGAGGAACAGUACAUUGGUUGUCAUAGGGGUUGCUACACCAUGUGUGUGUGUGUGUGUUGAGACUCCUCCAUGACUGUUGUUGGUAUUCUCUGGUCAGCUUCAGUUCAUUUCAACCCAAACUAGUCAAUAUUUUGAAAAGUAAAUGCCAAAAUUAGCCUAGUGAUUCAUCAUUGUUUGUUGUGUAAAUGUCAAACAUUUCCUUACUUUUCACUUGCGUUUGUUCGGUUUCUUACGCAUUCUGACACUAAAUAUUUAUUUGAUCCUUGCCAAACAACUUCAUUGACUUCAUGAAUGGAUUAUUGCCUUCAAGCCAACUUGGUAUUUAUUAUUACAGCUAUUCAAGAAGGAAAUAGGUCAAAUAGCCAGUUUUUUUAGAAUAAAUUAGCUUAUUUGUUUAAUGAAAGAAUGAUUAUACAAAUUUGAGUGUAUGGUUGAUUUUUGUAAAUUCUAAUAUAAAUCAUAUCAUUUUAGUUUAAAUACUGACCGACCUUUACCACUUUGUCCUUACUGUAUGAAUAAUCAUUUGAUUAAUAAUUUGCUGGCAAAAACGUAUUUCUUACAAUUCAAGAAAUGGUUUGGAUCUACAAAUGUAACUCUGCACAUAAUUGAGUAAUUAAAUUGAUAAAUCUG
Gadus morhua (Atlantic cod) is the source of this 4575-nucleotide messenger RNA. It is a transcript of the gene rufy2, whose product is annotated as RUN and FYVE domain containing 2. Gene Ontology annotation, cellular component: cytoplasm. The record is from RefSeq and is a predicted model, not a curated record. Gene Ontology annotation, molecular function: metal ion binding. NCBI's taxonomy places the organism in Eukaryota, Metazoa, Chordata, Actinopteri, Gadiformes, Gadidae. The transcript is spliced from 20 exons. Bases 795 to 2693 code for a protein of 632 amino acids.